ACUCUUUUGCUUGAUCAUGUCCAGCCCCCGAUGACUGUCCAUUGGCGUGGCGCACAGCUUCCCUCCUCCCCUUUCUUCCAGUUUCGCCCUGCCCAUGUUUUGUAUGUCUCUGUCCAUCCAGCCGCUUGACGUUCAAGUUCGUAGGGACGUCACGUCCGCACUUGAACUUGCAGCUCAGGGGGGCUUUUGCCAUUUUUUUCAUCUCUUUCUCUCUCUCUCUCUUUUCUUCCCCCCCCCCGUCUGUUUCUCCCUCUCUUGCACAGAAAGGAAAAAAAGAAAAAGAAAAAGCCAUGACUGCUAUCCCACAAUUCAUCUUCCCCGCGCCAUCUUUGUAUUAUUUCUAAUUUAUUUUGGAUGUCAAAAGACAUUGAUGAAGGUAUUUUCUCUGGAGUCUCCUUCCUUGCUCACCCGGCGCUUCCCGAUGUGAUCCGAGCGAGAGAGCUCCGUGCGCGCCCGCCCGAGCAACCAACACCACAAUGUCUCGCCGCAAGCAAGGGAAACCCCAGCACUUAAGCAAACGGGAAUUUUCGCCCGAACCUAUUGAAGCCAUUCUUACAGAUGAUGAACCAGAUCAUGGUACUUUGGGAGCUCCAGAAGGCGACCACGACCUCCUUACCUGUGGCCAGUGUCAGAUGAACUUCCCUUUGGGGGAUAUUCUUAUUUUUAUUGAGCACAAACGGAAACAAUGCAAUGGCACUCUUUGCCUAGAGAAGGCUGUGGAUAAGCCCCCUUCGCCCUCGCCAAGCGAGCUGCGAAAAAUUUCCAAUCCGGUGGAGGUUGGCAUCCAGGUCACACCUGAGGAUGACGAUUGUUUGUCAACGUCAUCUAGAGGAAUUUGCCCUAAACAGGAACAUAUAGCAGGUAAAGAUGAACCCAGCAGUUACACGUGUACAACAUGUAAACAGCCAUUCAACAGCGCCUGGUUUCUCUUGCAACAUGCACAGAACACUCAUGGAUUAAGAAUCUACUUAGAAAGUGAACAUGGAAGUCCUCUGACACCCCGGGUUGGUAUCCCAUCAGGACUAGGUGCAGAAUGCCCUUCUCAGCCACCACUCCAUGGGAUUCACAUUGCAGACAAUAAUCCUUUUAAUCUUCUUAGAAUACCUGGGUCAGUCGCGAGAGAAGCAUCAGGUCUUGGAGAAGGGCGUUUCCCUCCCACACCUCCUUUGUUUAGUCCCCCUCCAAGACAUCAUUUGGAUCCACAUCGCAUAGAACGCCUAGGUGCUGAAGAAAUGGCUCUUGCAACCCAUCACCCCAGUGCCUUCGACAGGGUGCUGCGACUCAACCCUAUGGCCAUGGAGCCUCCAGCUAUGGAUUUCUCCAGGCGGCUUAGGGAGUUAGCUGGAAACACCUCUAGUCCACCAUUGUCACCGAACCGGCCCAGCCCUAUGCAAAGGUUACUACAACCAUUCCAGCCAGGCAGCAAGCCACCAUUUCUGGCAACACCUCCUCUUCCUCCUCUUCAGUCUGCUCCUCCUCCUUCUCAGCCUCCUAUCAAAUCCAAGUCCUGUGAAUUUUGUGGGAAAACCUUUAAAUUUCAGAGCAACUUAGUUGUCCAUCGUAGAAGCCACACUGGAGAAAAACCCUACAAGUGCAACCUUUGUGAUCAUGCAUGCACUCAAGCAAGCAAGUUAAAACGCCACAUGAAAACACACAUGCACAAAUCCUCUCCAAUGACUGUGAAGUCAGAUGAUGGCCUCUCUACAGCCAGUUCCCCAGAGCCCGGAACCAGUGACCUUGUUGGCAGUGCUAGCAGUGCCCUCAAAUCUGUGGUGGCUAAGUUUAAAAGUGAGAAUGAUUCCAAUAUUAUUCCAGAAAAUGGGGAUGAAGAAGAGGAAGAAGAGGAGGAGGAGGAAGAAGAGGAGGAAGAAGAAGAGGAGGAGGAUUUGACUGAAAAUGAAAGGCCAGACUAUGGGUUUGGCAUCAAUCUAGAAGCAGCUCGGCACCAUGAAAACAAUUCCCGGUCUAUUGAGGAGAAUCGUUCUAUCCCGGAUGUCAUGCAAGGGAUGGUCCUGAGUUCCAUGCAGCACUUCAGUGAGGCUUUCCAUCAGGUUCUUGGUGAGAAACAUAAACGAGGGCACUUAUCUGAAUCUGAGGUGCAUAGAGAUACAUGUGAUGAAGACUCAGUAGCUGGUGAAUCUGAUCGCAUCGAUGAUGGUGCUAUUAAUGGUCGGGGGUGUUCCCCUGGUGAAUCUGCCUCCGGAGGUUUGUCCAAAAAGCUGCUCUUGGGUAGCCCAAGCUCCCUAAGUCCUUUUUCUAAACGCAUCAAACUUGAGAAGGAGUUUGACCUUCCCACGACAGCUAUGCCUAACACUGAAAAUGUUUACUCCCAGUGGCUAGCUGGGUAUGCUGCUUCUCGGCAGCUAAAAGAUCCAUUCCUCAACUUUGGAGACUCCCGACAAUCGCCUUUUGCUUCCUCCUCAGAACACUCCUCUGAAAAUGGAAGUUUACGCUUCUCGACGCCUCCCGGGGAGAUGGAUGGAGGGAUAUCAGGCCGCAGCGGUACAGGAAGUGGAGGGAGCACCCCGCAUAUUAGUGGUCCAGGCCCUGGAAGGCCUAGUUCAAAAGAGGGCAGACGCAGCGACACUUGUGAGUACUGUGGGAAAGUCUUCAAGAACUGUAGUAACCUCACUGUCCACAGGAGAAGCCACACUGGGGAAAGGCCUUAUAAAUGUGAGCUGUGUAACUACGCCUGCGCCCAGAGUAGCAAACUCACCAGGCACAUGAAAACGCAUGGUCAGGUGGGGAAGGACGUUUACAAAUGUGAAAUUUGUAAGAUGCCUUUUAGCGUGUACAGUACCCUGGAAAAACACAUGAAAAAAUGGCACAGUGAUCGAGUCUUGAAUAAUGACAUAAAAACUGAAUAGAGGUAUAUUAACUUGACCCCUUCUCCUUCCUUCCCCCAAUUUAUUCCUGGCCCCCGUGUAGAGAUUUUCUAGUCCCUUGUGAGUAAAAUAUUGGAAGCUAAGAAUGAUAUUAAGAAAGUGCUUGUCACCAGCACACCUGUUUUCAUCUUCCUUUUUGUUUUGUUUCUUUUCCCUUUCUUUUCUGUUUUCAUCAUUUGAAUGCAUGAUCUGUAUUGGGGCAAUACUACGCAAACUUUGAGCCUUUCUCUUGUGCAAUAAUUUACAUGUUGUGUAUGUUUAUUGAUUUUUUUAAAAAUUAGACAGCAUGUAUGGUAUGUUAUGACUGUUGUUUUUUUAAAAAAAAAAUGUCCCCAAAUUCUUUGCUGAGCAAACAGACAAAAAGACCUUUCAUACACAUGCACAGCACCAUGGCUGUUUCCAGUGAUGUUCCAGAAAGAGAGAAAAGUAAAACAAGUAUUUUUAAACAACCAACCAUGCUGCAUACAUUCUGUAAUAUAUCAUAUCCAUGUUUGUGUUUUAACAGAUAAAUGAAAAUGUGCUUUGAAUUAACCCUUUAUGGAUAGACAGAUAGGACUGAAAAGGAAAAUAUUCCUUGUUACUUUGAUUUCUGUCUUUAAAAACAUUGACAAUUUCAGUUAAUUUUUGGUAGGGAGAUAAGUCUUUAAUUGAAAAAUGAGGAAAUGAGAGCAAAAAGAUAAAUGUGUACUAUCAUUUGGUUUAAAAUAGAAAUCUGAGUGCCUUGAAUAUAUUUAAGCCAUGUUGGUGGCAACUACUUGUUCUAAACUUGUAGGACAACUUUCGCACUGGGCAAUGUAAAUGAGUCCUUUAGGACCUAGCCGAUAACUCUGUAUUAUAUUUUCAGAACAGUGGCUACCUAAAAACAAAAACAAAGAAACCCAACAAAUCCUCGUUAAUCAUCAUUCGAUCCCCUCCUCAGCCCACCUUUUUUUUUAAAAAAAAAUGAGUGAUCAUAGAACUGAAGUUUAUUUUGCUCUAGGAGAGUUUAAAACAAUCAUCUUAAUCAUAGAGAAUGCUUCUCUCUCAGGUUAAAAUAUUAUUAACCUGUAUCAGUCCCUUCCCUUAUCCUUCUCUUCCCCCUCAUUUCCAUUUUAAAAUUAUUUUAUUGAUAAAAAGAAUGUGACUUGUGCAGAAGGCCUUGGAAGAUGAUUAAGUAUGUGAGAAAGAAAAUUCAUGUUAUAAAGAUUUUUUUAAAAAUCUCUUAGUGAUCCUACACAAAAUAAAACUUAAUAGUAAAAACAGAAACUAUUAAGUGCAGGUCUAGAUGGUUGUCAACUUGACAAUCAAAUUAAUAAUGCACAAACGUGUGUAUCAUAUAUUUAUCUAUGAUUUCCCUCUAUACAAGGAAAGGUGUAUAAACAGUCUGGCAAUAAUAUUUUACUGAUGUGUAAAAAUAUAGUGAUUUAUUAGCACUGUUUGCCAUUUAAAAUUAAGAACAGGUUAUAAGCUAAUAUUGAUAUGAUGAUUAACUAUGAGCUAUUAAGAUUUGCCUUGAUGUGUGACAUUCUGAGAGAGAGAGAAAAUAGUCGUGCUCCCUAAAAGUUGUUCUUCAUGUUGUUUCUUUUUUAAUCAUAUGCUAUGUGCUAGUUAUAUUGACAAGAAAAAAGGAUUCAUUACUUUUAUGAUUAAGCUAGCAUCUGCCCCGCUGGAAGUUCACAUAGCACUUGACUCUGCCUGUCGUGUCUGUAUUGUUUCUUUUAAUCAGAGGUACACAGGUUGAGUAUAAAAAACUUUUUUAAGACUGCUCAGAUAGGACAAUUUAAAUGCACUGUACAAUUUUCCCAGUUUACAGGUCUAUACUUUAAAGGGAAAAAUUGCAAGAUUAAUGAUUUUUUCAAUGAGCAUGAUCUCAUGAUAAACAUAUAAAUAAUUCUGCCAGCUUGCCAUUUUACUUGAUUAAUGAGUGGGACAUAACAUGGCGCUGUAAAUGGGAACAAGUCCUGCAGUUAUGUAAAAAAAAAAAAAAAAAAAAAAAAAACAGAGAGAUUGGUCUCCUACAGUGCAAAGAAGUGGUUAUUUUGUACAAAACUUUUAAAAAUAUAAAUGUUAUGAUUUUUUAAAAAAAUUCAUUAUGUUUAGGGGAAAAUGUAUUUUAGGAUUCAUUGUCUUGGUGGUAUACAAGACCUGUUCUUCCUUGAAAACCAAUAGUUAAAAAAAUCCUAUGCCUUGGAUAUACACACAACAUUUCAGGUUGUAAAAUAAAUACAAUGGGAAAAGGUUUAACAAUAUAUAGUACUUAAAUAUAGGAAUAUGCACACUCCUAUGCUAAGAAGAGGAAAAGCAAACAAAUGGAAAAGAAGAAAAACACAUUUAUGGUCUCUUUUUUUCUGUAAUUUUUAGAAUGGUAUUUGAAUUUAAUGUUCACCUAGAGUAGUCACUAUAGUAUUUAUAAUGAAGCUUGUAUUUUUAACUGUUGCUUGUUUCUCUUUUUUUAAAAAAAGGGUAUCAGUUACCUUUUUUGGUAGUGGAAAAACACAUACACACAAACAAAAAACAAAUAGGCUGCCACAGUAUAUUUUUUUUUAAUUUGGCAGGAUAAUAUAAUGCAAAAUAUUUGUAUGUUUCAAAAAAUAACGACAAGAAAAGUGUGACAUUGUACAGAUAGGCCAUAUAAUGGCUAUUUUGGGGGAGGGGGGACAAAAACCUGUUUGAAUGUCUCACUAAAUUAGCAUCUCUGAUGGUUGUACAUAUCAAAGUUCUUUUGGGGUUUCUUUGUUUUUUGCUGCCAUAUUGUAUGCAGUAAUGCAAGGUGAUGAUGUUGGUUUGUUCUGUAGUGUGCUCUUUGGUCCCUUUUCUUCUCUUACCCUUUUACAUUCCAGCAUCUUAAACUUCAUAUGCAGUAAAAGAAAAAAAAAUUAAAAAAUAGAAUGAAAGGAAAAAAUAAAGUUUUGCAGGCUUUUUUUUCCAUUGCCAAAAAGAAAAAUAAAUUAAAAUGGUGCUUUAUAUAUUUAGAUUGGAAAGAAUUUCAUAUGCAAAGCAUAUUAAAGAAAGAGAGAGAGAGAGAGAGCGCCCCGCUGGAGUCGAUAACUUUUUUGUAUAUGGCAAUGCAAAAUAUUUUGUUAUUAUCAACCUUUUCUAUUCCUGUCAUGAAAGCUGUUUGUCGUAACCUGAAAUUUUAUCUUUUACUAUGGAAGUCACUAUUUAUUAUUGCUUACACGCUCUGUUGAGAACAGUGGCGUCAGAUUUGAUCUUUGUUUUUGUUUUUUAUUAUUUAGAUGACCAAAGGUCAUUGACAACCUGGCUUUUUAUUGUAUUUUUUUUUCUUUGUCUUUGUUAAGUUCUAUUGGGAAAACCACUGUUUGUGUUUUGGGAGGGAGAAUCUUUUUUUAAUUGGGCAGUUGUCUGCAUUACCCUGUUCAUUCACCCAUUUUGUCCCUAAACUGAAAAAAAUAAAAAAAAAAUUGCUUAAAGUACAUACCAUAAGCUUUGCGUAUCCUCAUUUGACACACACUGUAAAUUUCCCUCAGUGAGAUAGAAGCCCAGUGGGUUUUCUUCACAGGGCAUUUUAAUAUAUUACUAACCUAAAGACCCAGAAAGCUCCCUAUUUAUACUACAAUAAAAUAUUUUGCCCCUGAGGAAAUGCUUCUUUGGUUUUAUAUUGAGAUGAUUUUAAAAAAAAUGAGGAAAACUUUAUUUUAUUUUCCAUCUAGAUGUUUUCCUUCUCUCCUUUCUGAUUUUUCUAAGAAUGCAUAGGUAAAGACUAAAAGGUGAGCAGGUUGGUGAAGCUCAUAUUUGUCUGUGAGAGGGGCUAUCGUUUUGGCCACUCCCAUACCCUUUCUGUUUUGCACUGUUGCAUACAAUCACUAACAUACCGAGUUAUAAAAUGAUAUGCAACCCUGCUUGGUGACCUUCCAUAAUUCCCUCCUCUUUCCCAACUUUAAAAUCAACUAAAGAUCCAUGUGAUAUGAAUUGGAAAUAUGUGGUCUCUGCUGUGCAGUCUAAUAUAGUAAAGGCAGAAACAUUUUAAGGAUGCACAUCGAAACAUACUGGGGUGCGCAUUAUAAAUCCCCCAAGUUUGCAUCUUCCAGACUUCAACAUAUUGGGAAAUUGCUUUGUGAUACUUUGUCCAAUCGGAAAACAGACUGGGAUAGGAGCUGCUGUUUUUAUAUAGUCUGUACAGUUGAUAGGUUUUAUCAAUACACUCUGUGUGUGUGUGUGUGUGUGUGUGUGUGUGUGUGUGUGUAUUGUCUUUAAAUUGACAUAUAUAUAUAUAGUAUAUAAGUUUUA
Crotalus tigris (Tiger rattlesnake) is the source of this 7112-nucleotide messenger RNA. RefSeq names its product BAF chromatin remodeling complex subunit BCL11A (gene BCL11A). Gene Ontology annotation, biological process: negative regulation of dendrite development; regulation of transcription by RNA polymerase II. The coding region runs from base 477 to 2867 and encodes 796 amino acids. Lineage: Eukaryota; Metazoa; Chordata; Lepidosauria; Squamata; Viperidae. The record is from RefSeq and is a predicted model, not a curated record. The transcript is spliced from 3 exons. Gene Ontology annotation, cellular component: nucleus. Gene Ontology annotation, molecular function: RNA polymerase II cis-regulatory region sequence-specific DNA binding; DNA-binding transcription factor activity.